Gossypium raimondii (Peruvian cotton) is the source of this 3588-nucleotide messenger RNA. RefSeq names its product DNA (cytosine-5)-methyltransferase CMT2-like. Lineage: Eukaryota; Viridiplantae; Streptophyta; Magnoliopsida; Malvales; Malvaceae. Gene Ontology annotation, cellular component: nucleus. The transcript is spliced from 22 exons. Gene Ontology annotation, molecular function: methyltransferase activity; chromatin binding. The record is from RefSeq and is a predicted model, not a curated record.
UUCCACGCUUUUACCAUUUUCCUGUUUUUGAAAGACGGUUACACUUAUUGCUUUGAUUAUCAGCUGCUAUCUUUCUGGGUGGGUUUUUCAAAUGUUUUACAAGUGAAUGAUGAGCGCUUUUUUAGUGGUAGUUUCAUUUGUGUGGAUUCUUGUUCAUGGGUUAUGCAGAGCCAAAGCUUCAAGUCAAAUGGAAAUAAAGAUGCUAAAAUCAUGACUAUUGAUAGAAUCAAUGGAAUGGGCUUAAGGAGAUCUCCAAGAUUGAGUUCAGCCCCGCCUGAAACCAAAGAUUGCUCUUCAAAAACUAUCUUUAAAUCCUCUGAGAAUGGUUCCUACUCUGAAACAAGACCUUCUGGAACGGAUAAAGAAGCUGUUCUUUCAAAGCGCAAUGACCCAAACUUUUCUGAUGAAAAGCAGAGGAGAAAGUCUCCUAGAUUUGUUGCAGGGACUGAACAUUGUGGCGGUAAUGGGUCUUUGAGAAAAUUUCAAGAUCUUAACUCAGGCUUUCCAUUGAAGCAGUUAAGAAGAUCUCUGAAAAUUAGCCAGGCUACUAAAAAUGUUUGCCCUGAUGUCUCUAUUACAAGAUUGGAUAUGGAUGAAAGGGGCUCUUCUGGAGAGAAGCGGUUGGGAAUAUCUCCCAGUUCCGUGCACGCAACAGAAAAUGGUGACAGUAAUGCAUCUUUUAGAGAACAUAGGAGGGAAAUGUCUGUUGAAAAGCAGUUGAAAACACCUUCCUCACUUUCUACAUUAUUGGCUGAAGGUGAUAGUGCUGAAGUAAACUCUUCUUCCAAUAGAUUAUCCAAUUCAUGUGAUGAACAGCCUUCCAAGAAAUUUAAGAUCUCAUCAGCAGAAUCAGAUAUGUGAACCUCAGAUGAAACAUUCUCAAAGAAAGCCAAGGGCUCGUCUCUUUCAGGAAAGAAGAAGAGUCAAUCCAAGACUGAUGCCAUAUUUAUAGGCAAUCCAAUCCCUGAUGGUAAAGCUCAAGAAAGGUGGCGAUGGCGAUAUGAAAUGAAGAAUAUAAAAUCUAACAGAAAAGACAUAUCAUUGGAUGAUGAUGAUGAUGAUGAAGACAAGAUAGUUUGGAAUGUGGAAUGCCAUUAUGCUCAAGCUGAAAUUGAUGGAUGUACCAUAAAUCUUGGGGAUUGUGUUUAUAUUAAGGGUGAAGAAGCAAAACACCACAUUGGCAGGAUAUUAGAAUUUUUUAGAACAACAGAUGGAGAAAAUUAUUUUAGAGUCCAGUGGUUUUAUAGAGCUGAAGAUACAGUUAUGAAACAAGAGGCUACUCUUCAUGGCGAAAGUCGUCUAUUUUAUUCAACCAUAGUGAAUGAUAAUCUCAUAGAUUGCAUUAUUUCAAAAGUUAGUGUUACUCAAAUAUCACCUAAGUUUGGUUCAAAGUCAAAUUCUCUUCCCCAAUCUGAUUUCUAUUUUGACAUGGAGUAUUGUGUGGAUUAUUCAACAUUCUGCACCUUGCCAACUGAUAUAUUUUCAGAUAAUUCUUUCAAGAGCCACAGUUCCUCAAAGUGCUACGAGGAGGUUUUCCCUACGACUCCUGCCUUUUCAGCAAAUAUUCCUAGUUUUGGAACUUACAAGGCACAACUCACAAAACUAGAUCUUUACUCUGGUUGUGGUGGAAUGUCAACUGGUUUAUGCCUUGGUGCAAAAGCUUCGUGCAAUGAUCUAGUGGCGGUAUUUCAUCCAGUCACUGUUGACAGCGAUAAGUCGCCAUGUGAAAGCUUGAAAUUAAAUCAUCCAGAGACACAUGUCAGGAAUGAAGCUGCUGAUGAUUUUCUUCAACUACUGAAGGAAUGGGAAAAGCUUUGCAAACAAUAUAGAGUUAAAAAUUUAGAAAGAACAUAUCCAUCAAGAUCGAGAAUCUCCGAAACUGUCUGGAAUAAUGCCAGUUCUGCAAAAGAUUCUGGUACUCCUGAUGAACAUGAAGUUUCCAGUCUCGUUGAUAUUUGUUAUGGAGAUCCCUGCGACACAGGCAACCGUGGUCUAAAGUUUAAGGUCUGCUGGAAGGGUUAUUCUGCAAGUGAUGAUACAUGGGAACCAAUUGAAAGCUUAAGGAAUUGCCAAGAAUGUAUUCAGGAAUUUGUAACAAAUGGAUUCAGGUCCAAAAUCUUGCCCCUCCGUGGGGAUGUUGAUGUUAUUUGUGGUGGCCCUCCAUGCCAAGGGAUAAGUGGUUAUAAUCGCCAUAGAAAUGUUGAUUCUCCACUGGAUGAUGAAAAAAAUCGUCAAAUUGUGGUCUUCGUGGACAUAGUGGAAUAUUUAAAACCUAAGUUUGUUUUAAUGGAAAAUGUGGUUGAUAUUAUGAGACUUGUCAAGGCUUCACUUGGAAGAUAUGCUUUAAGUCGGUUGGUACUUAUGAAAUACCAAGCAAGGCUUGGAAUAGUUGCAGCUGGUUGUUAUGGUCUUCCUCAAUUUCGGUUGCGUGUUUUUUUGUUUGGAGCACAUUCUAGUGAGAAACUUCCACAGUUUCCACUUCCUACUCAUGAUGUUAUUAUCAGAUAUGGGUAUCCUGCUGAGUUUGAGGUUGCUGUUUUCUCCCUUAGAAUGCUUGAACCAGUAAUGUUCCAUCCAUAUAAUUCUGUUUGUCUUGUGCAGCGUAAUACAGUUGCAUAUGAUGAAGGCCAACCACGUCAGCUGGAAGAUGCUCUUGUUCUUCGUGAUUCCUUUUCUGAUCUUCCACCUGUAGUUGCAAAUAAUGAAGCCCGCGAAAAAAUGACAUAUGAAAAGCCUCCUGAAACUGACUUUCAAAGAUAUAUAAGAUCAAGUGAAUAUAAGAUGACUGGUUCUGAAUUAAAUGGUGCCAAAAGAAUAACGAACCUGUUGUAUGACCAUCGGCCUUCUCCGUUAUCUGAGGAUGAUUAUAUUAGAGUUUGUCUGAAUCCAAAGAGAAAGGGGGCAAAUUUUCGAGAUCUCCCUGGUGUAAUUGUUGGAACAGACAAUGUGGCUUGGAGGGGUCGAACACAGGAACAGCAGUUUUUACCAUCUGGAAAGCCAUUGGUACCAGAUUAUGUCUUUACCUUGAAACAAGGAAAAUCUAAAAGACCAUUUGCAAGAUUAUGGUGGGAUGAGACAAUGCCGACUGUUCUAACUGCACCUUUUUGUCACAGCCAGGCAAUAUUACAUCCAGAGCAAGACUGGCUUCUCACAGCCCGGGAAUGGGCAAGACUGCAAGGUUUUCCUGACUAUUAUAGAUUCCGCGGGACAAUUAAAGAGAGGUAUUGUCAAAUUGGGAAUGCUGUUGCUGUUCCAGUUGGUCGAGCCUUAGGAUACACAAUGGGGAUGGCAUUUCAGAAAGGGAGCGGGAAUGAACCACUGAUGAUCCUCCCUCCUAAAGUUUUCUCUUUCCACCAAUAUCCAGUUAGCAAAAUCAUUGUCCCAAAACACUGAUAGAUUGAAUUGAAUUCUUACUUUAUAUGUUCAAAAAAUGUAACAUUCAUGUAGUUGUGUAUUUUGGUUGGAAAAAUACCCAAAAGAAGGCACAUUUAAUAUGAACAAAUGCUAUGCAUCCGAGUAUUUUAGGUUCCAAAAAAGUGGUUAUUUGGUAAAAUGUUGGAAAUUUGACAACUGUAGAAAUGAGAUAAG